Messenger RNA from Knipowitschia caucasica, 723 nucleotides. Lineage: Eukaryota; Metazoa; Chordata; Actinopteri; Gobiiformes; Gobiidae. The record is from the annotation of a GenBank genome assembly.
AUGUCCACAGAUGUCAUCAUUCCUCCUUACUGUGAAAUGGUUGUCCCUGUGCAGGUGGAGGCUCCGCGCUCCAUGGAGCCGCACACUGAUUUCUAUAUCGGCCUCCCCGUUCGUAAGAGGGCUUACAGGACGUCCCCUGACAAACGGAGGGAGAUCGACAGGCAGGUGCAGCAACUCCUGGCAGAUGGGAUAAUCAUGGUGAGCUCUGAGACGCAGACUAUGGAUAUGUCAACUUCGGUGGCUGUAUGUGGGGUCGAAGCUUCUACGGAGGCUCCCCUAAGUGCUCAGACAUCGGAUUCUUGUGAGCCCUCGGUACCCCCUGACGGGAGUGACCUACAAACCCUCUUUCAGGAAGGUUCCAACGUAAGGCGUCUGCAGCAAGAGGACCCAGAUAUUCGAUCUCUGUUGGAGUGGCUUAGAGCGGGCAGACCAACUCGACAGAACACCGGUAUGGCUGAGGAUGAAUGCAAGUACGUACCUCCGUGGACCCAGGGGGUGUGCAAUGUCAGAGUGGACCUGCCUGCAGCGUUUUGUGGAGAUGGACGUAAACUUUUCGCUACCUGGAUAAAGCAGUUCGAAGCGGCGGUCCGCGCUCAGACCCGGGGUGAUGGGAGAAGCUAUGCCGCGUCCUUAUCCGCUCUGCUGCCCACCCGGCUGGAUGGUGCGGCGUUUCUGUUGUGGGACAGCCUGCCCUCGUCUGUGCAGUGUGAUUUUAGAUUUUAG